GUAGGUGAGCUCCCUCUCCCCAGAGCCACCAGUGAGGUACCAAGAUUUGACUGUAUGGAUUCCCAAAGGGAGGACCUCAGCCUCCCUGGUGUGUGGGUGUCACUGUACUUUGGAUUCCUGGGGCUGUGUUCUGUGUUAACUGGCAGCUGCAUUCUCUUUCUUCACUGGAGGAAGAACGUGCGGCGGGAAGAGCGUGCCCAGGAGUGGGUGGAGGUGAUGAGAGCAGCCACUUUCACCUACAGCCCGCUGUUGUACUGGAUUAACAAGCGACGGCACUAUGGUAUGAACGCAGCCAUCAACACUGGCCCUCCCCCUGCUGCCACCAAGACUGCGACUGACGCCCAGAAUUCGGAUCGCCCCUGGGAGCUGGAUGUCCCUGAGAGCAGGAGCUGUGCUGCUCAAGACAGCAGCCCCAAGGUGGAGGCCCCCGGCCCCCUGCAUCCUGCAGUGCAGCUGGCACCGCAGCAGCCCCUACCUUCUUCCCCAGUGCCGCGGCCCCGGGCCAGCUCCCCACUCCCAAUUCCCAUCUUCCAGGAGGUACCCUUUGCCCUCUCCCUGUGUAACCUACCCCCGAUGCUGAACCACUCGGUCUCCUACCCUUUGGCCACCUGUCCUCAAAGGACUGUCCACUUCAGCUCCCUCCCUACAAUGGCCCAAGGGGACCACUGCUUGAAUGCCAAGCCCUUUGCUUCAGAACUAUAGCCUCCUCUCCUGAGGCUGGGAGCUGGAGGUAUCCUGGCCAGAACAGGAAACGGAGCUGACCUCAGGGAGGUGGUAUUGACACAAGGCCAGGGCCCAUGUGGAUGUCACCUAAUGAAAGAUUUAAAAAGUC
Molecule: messenger RNA, 832 nt
Organism: Capra hircus (goat)
Lineage: Eukaryota; Metazoa; Chordata; Mammalia; Artiodactyla; Bovidae
Gene: TEX38
Product: testis expressed 38
Exons: 2
Coding region: 55-702 (215 amino acids)
Source: RefSeq, a predicted model, not a curated record